This is a messenger RNA of Octopus bimaculoides (California two-spot octopus), 3902 nucleotides long. RefSeq lists its product as uncharacterized. Gene Ontology annotation, molecular function: DNA-binding transcription factor activity, RNA polymerase II-specific; RNA polymerase II cis-regulatory region sequence-specific DNA binding. NCBI's taxonomy places the organism in Eukaryota, Metazoa, Mollusca, Cephalopoda, Octopoda, Octopodidae. Gene Ontology annotation, biological process: regulation of transcription by RNA polymerase II. The record is from RefSeq and is a predicted model, not a curated record.
AUAAAAUACUCACCAACAAAAACACAUACUUUUGCUUGGCCGUCUAGCUGAAAUGUUCAUCUGAUGCAAGUUUUAGUUGGGGGCUACAUGUUCUCUCUCUUUUUUCGUCUGCAAAACCUGACAUCCAGCUGCACUGUUGUCAUGUGCUUCCAUCAUAGUACCAACUUUGAAUAAAUAUAUACUCAUGCACAAAUAUAUAGAUAUUUGUAUAUAUAAUAUGACACACACACAAACUUAAACAAACUUUUGGGAAGUAUUCCUUGAAUACAUACUCACGCACACACACACACACACACACACACAUAUAUAUAUAUAUAUAUAUAUAUAUAUAUGCAAACACUUACAUACACAAACUUUACCACCAUUAUUCUUCAGAACUAUUCUUUGAUUGCUCUUGCUGUUUCUGCUCCCUUGAUUCUACAACAGCCCAAGAUCACACCCACUUGUUGCUAUUUUCCAAACUACCAAUUCUAUAAGUUUUAAAUAAGCAGCCCUAAUUCCACAUUGUUCACUUAUAGUACUUUAAUUUUGUCAUCACUGAGAAGCCAAAUUUAAUACAAUAAUAAAUAUAAUAAUAAUGAUAAUUUAAAACACAAACACAAACACACACACAUUACUUGGGGUUUGAUCUAUAUAUUAUUUUUGUCUGGAUUUUUGGGGUUUUAAAUUUUUGUCUGUGUGUGUUCGAUGUAAAAAAAAAUUCCAUUGAUUUAUUUUCUGGUUUUGUAGGAUACCCCCAUCUUGUCCCCUAAACUAACAUUUCACAAGAAAAGAAGGCACCUAAUAUUUUUCUCAGUUUUCUCCCUCUGCCUUUUAGCUCUUUAUUUUAAAAAAAUAAUUCCUUUUUAUGAUUAGAAUGUGAAAGUGUUACUUUUGAUAUAUAUAUAUCAAAACAAUCUGUGAUAAUCUUGUACUGAUUGUGUGUGGUAUUUUACAUAUAUGUAUAUAAUUUUGAGCAUAACCUGUGUGGUUAAGCAUCAUACAUACAAGGAUAGAUACCUUUCUUACUCUUUCAAUGCUAGACAAAUUGAAAGCUAAGUAUUAAUUACUGUCUUAAGGGACCCAUAACUUUUCCAAAACAUUGAAAGUUUGACUGAAUUUGAUCAUCAUAUUUUUUCCUUUCUCCCUUUACUCCUAUUCCCACAUGAUGUAUUAGAAACAAACAGGAACAAAGUUAACUAAUCUCCAUGUUAUUUCCACGUGUAUUUGUAUCAGAUUCAGGGGUUUUAUUUAAUCUCCAAAUUGAAAUGUUAAAAUUGAUGAAAUGUCUAAACAUCAUGAAAGCAAGGACCCUCCUGAAUGCGGAGUUGCCAGUUAAGAGCACUAACUUGCUACUGAGAACCUUGAACAUUGAAAGAAGUGGUCUUUGAAUAUCUGGUGAGAAAGGAUGCAUUCCGUUGAAAAAUUGCCAGUUUUGCCAUCGAUACUAUCUCAUUCGAUAGAAAAACUGCCAGUUCUCUCAGCAGCAAUGCCGUUCCAGGCAGAUGGAAAUACUCUUGCAAAUGUCCCCAAAUCUCCUGGCAUUGAGUCUUUUCUUUUUGAAAACCAAGAAUUUAACAAUCCUAAUAAUAAUGAUAAUAUCAGCAGCAGCAACAACAAUAAUAACAACAACAACAGUGAUAAUAUUAACAACAACAAUGGAAAAGUAGAACAGUCUACUAUUUUAAAUGAAACCACUACCAACAGUUGUGGUGAAAAUGACCAAAGUAACAUUAAAGAUAAUGAUGACAACAACAACAACAGUAGCAACAACAGCAACAGAAGUAGUAGUAGCAAUGGUUCUGGAAUGUUCGAGUGUAAAUUCUGUUUGAAGCAUUUCUCUCAUUCUGGUCACUUCAAUGAACAUCUUCGAACACAUACUGGUGUUAAACCAUACCAGUGUAAAUUUUGUCCCAAGACAUUUUCACAAAGUGGUCAUUUAACAAUUCACUUGAGAACUCACACUGGAGAGAGGCCAUUUGUAUGUAGUUACUGUCAAAAAUCGUUUUCCCAGUCAGGCACGCUUUCAUCUCAUCUACGAAUUCACACCGAAGAGAAGCCAUAUGAAUGCCCUUACUGUCUCAAACUGUUCUCACGAACCAGUUACUUAAUAACACAUCUACGAGUCCACACUGAAGAGAAGCCAUUUGAAUGCAAGUUCUGUCAAAAAAGAUUUUCUCAAAGCGGGCAUUUGAAUGGUCAUUUGAAGAUUCAUACUGGAGAGAAACCUUACACUUGUGAUUUCUGCCAAAAGUCCUUCUCAUUAUCAGGCAACUUGACGAAGCACUUGAGAAUUCACACUGGAGAACGUCCGUAUGAAUGUGACUUCUGCCAAAAGUCUUUCUCUCAGUCAAACUCACUAGUUGUUCAUCUUCGUAUACACACUGGAGAGAAACCAUUUGAAUGUCAAUAUUGUUUGAAAACUUUCUCUCGUGCUAACUAUCUCUCCACUCACAUGACUGUUCACACUCGAGAGAAACAUUAUGAGUGUACUCAUUGCAAGAAAACAUUUGCCCAGGCCAGUCAUUUAAAAGAACAUAUAAAAGUGCACACUGGAGAGAGACCAUACACAUGUUCAGUGUGCAAGAAAACAUUUGCACAAUCUGGGAACUUGACAAAACACAUGAGAGUUCAUUCUGGUGAGAGGCCGUACCAAUGUCCUUACUGUCCCGAGGAUCGCAAAAAAUGUUUUUCCCAGUCUUAUAGCUUGACCACUCACUUAAGGCAACAGCAUGGAGCUGUAGUUGACAUCAAUGUUGAUGUAAUUGGGCCUCUGGCAAACAAAUGCAAUGCUUCUGAUAGAAAUGGAUGCAGUAGCCACACUAUUGUUGCUGGUAGCUGCACACCAGCAAAUACAACUAGGAUGUUUAAGUGCAAUUUCUGUGGCAAAGAAUUUCUCCGUUCUAGUCAGCUCUGGACACAUGUAAAAGCUCAUUCAAUGACAGACCAGCCAGUGAAUCCACUCAGUAAGACGACAACCAAUACUGAGUCAACCACCACUGAAAGUGUUGUGAGCCACAAUAACAGCGGACUGCUGUUUCCAACUUCUUUGUCUCUUUUGUCACCAUCUCCUUCACUGGGUGGUACUGAGUUCAGUUCUGCUCUCAUGACAAUGUCUGACAUGAUGGCAAGCCCCUUUGGAGGGUUAGCUUCCAGCAUGGGCAGUUCGUCUAAUACUGAACCAACGUCAGGAGGUGGAGAAGGUAGCCGGGAAGAUAUUGAAGCUGCACUUGAUUCAAUUGAGAAAGAUUGCAGUAAAACGAAAAGUGAGAAACCAUAUUCCAAGGAGAAGUUGAUGGCUGUGAUGGAAUUAACUCCGACUGAAAAACCACUAGAUACCAAUUUAGAUACAGAACUCUUAACUCCAGCACCACUUAACCUCGGUUAAAACAUCUAGGUGCAACUUCCUCUGAUUUUUCUUCUUCAAUCCCGAAGCGCUGUCAAAUGCUGUUAUGGAAUUUGCUGCUGUAAUAUCUGGACUGACUUAGCUGUAGCUGUUGUUGUUGUUGCUGCUGCAGCGUUGAAGAAAACUUAGUUUGGGGUCAACAUAUACAGAGAUAUUCUUAAACAUUGUAGUUGUUGGGGAUAAUACAAAUACAGACGAAUCUUUAUUCAUUUAAACUAAAAUAGUGAUUUUUUUUAAAACAGUAAUAAUAAUCCUAAACAAAGCUAUAGAAAGUUGCACAGCAAUAGUUCCAAUUUUUUUUUGUACAUGUAAGGAAGAACAUGUUUUGUACAUUUGCAUUUUUAAAUAUAGACUUUGCAGUAACAACCAUAUGAGCACCAUGGCAAAACAUUCUUUAUCUCGAAAAGCAAGCAAACAAAAGAACACCAACGUUGAUUACGUCCUUCCUCCAACCCGAGGAGAAUCUAGUCACCCUUCUCCACCAUCAGCUUUGGACACCAGUAUGCACCAGAAGACG